ACACCAACAACUACAAAUAAAUAAAUUAACAUUUAUUACUCUUUCUCUUUGGAUUCCAUCUUGUUGGCAUUAUUACUUCUUACAAUUUCUCUUUCUUCUUCAUUCCAAAACAUUGUUGCAAUUGCAAAGUUAUAAACUUUUCUCCAUUUCAGGACAUGGGUGUGUGUUGUUAGUUACCUACCCUCUUUGCUUAAACUACUGAUUCACUCUCAGAAUGAUGAGCAGAACGCUUCUCCUAACAUAUUUUUACUUGUUUAUCUACAUUUUGCUUUCUUCUGCUGUUAUUUUGUACAACAAGUGGGUUCUCUCUCCAAAGUACUUUAACUUUCCACUUCCUAUCACACUCACCAUGAUUCAUAUGGUUUUUUCUGGAGCUGUAGCAUUUUUUCUUGUCAGGGUCUUUAAGGUUGUAUCUCCUGUCAAAAUGACAUUUGAAAUAUAUGCAACUUGUGUGAUACCAAUAAGUGCAUUCUUUGCAUCAAGUCUAUGGUUCGGUAACACGGCUUAUUUGCAUAUUUCUGUGGCUUUUAUCCAAAUGCUUAAAGCUCUGAUGGCAACAUUCCUUGUUGCGGUUUUAUGCGGCAUUGACAAAGCAAGGUGUGAUGUGUUCUUCAACAUGCUGCUAGUUAGUGUUGGAGUUGUCAUUUCCUCCUAUGGGGAAAUUCAUUUUAAUAUAGUUGGUACAGUUUACCAGGUCACAGGCAUCUUUGCAGAAGCUUUUCGACUCGUCUUAACACAAGUCCUUUUACAGAAGAAGGGCUUGAGUUUAAAUCCCAUUACAAGCUUAUAUUACAUAGCUCCAUGCAGUUUUGUGUUUCUCUUUGUGCCUUGGUAUCUUUUGGAAAAGCCUAUGAUGGAAGUUUCACAGAUUCAGUUCAACUUUUGGAUCUUUUUUUCAAAUGCUCUGUGUGCAUUAGCCUUGAAUUUUUCAAUUUUUUUAGUGAUUGGCAGAACUGGUGCUGUAACCGUCCGGGUCGCCGGUGUGCUUAAAGACUGGAUAUUAAUAGCACUUUCAACAGUUAUAUUUCCAGAGUCUACAAUAACUGGACUGAAUAUAAUUGGCUAUGGUAUUGCACUAUGUGGAGUUGUGAUGUACAAUUACAUAAAGGUCAAGGAUGUUCGAGCCUCUCAAUCGAUGGCUGAAAGUAUUCCUGAUCGAAUCACAAAGGACUGGAAAUUUGAGAAGAAGUCAUCUGAUACUUAUGUGCCGGAUAAUGUUGGCAACAAUGGGGGAAGCAGUGGUGGCAAUGGUUCUACCUUUGGUAUGAAUAUUGAUGAAGAAACGCCACUAAUUUCUUCAAGGUUAUCGCAUAUUGGACGCACGGUGCUAACCAACCAUGCAACAGGAAAAUGAUAAACCAAAUACAGGAUUCAUUUUAUGUCUUACCCCUUUUUGAAAGAGAACAAGAGGAAAUUGUGUCAAAUGUACCAUAUUCCUCUCAUUCUUUUUAGAUUGUAUGUAUGCUUUUACUUUUUAAUGAAA
This is a messenger RNA of Cicer arietinum (chickpea), 1483 nucleotides long. RefSeq names its product probable sugar phosphate/phosphate translocator At1g48230. Lineage: Eukaryota; Viridiplantae; Streptophyta; Magnoliopsida; Fabales; Fabaceae. The record is from RefSeq and is a predicted model, not a curated record.